UCGCUGGAACAAAAGGUCAAAGUGGACUGCAGUGUAAGUGUGGAGGCAGCCGAUAAAUAUCCUUGCCUGCAGCUGGAGGUGGAGAGGCAGGAGCGUCAGCUGCAGCAGGUUGUGUGCUCCGCGGGUCCUGCACACCGGGCUUGGCUGGAAGACACUGGGAGAUCCCGUGCAGAUUCGCACACGAGGAUGGCUUGUGAAAUCAUGCCGCUGCGAAGCUCACAGGAAGAUGAAAGACCUCUGUCGCCUUUCUAUCUGAGUGCUCAUGUAUCCCAAGUCAGCAAUGUUUCAACAACUGGAGAACUCUUAGAAAGAACCAUCAGGUCAGCAGUAGAAGAACAUCUUUUUGAUGUCAACAGCUCUGGAGAUCAAAGUUCAGAAGACUCAGAACCUGGACCAUCGUCAGCAUCUUCCACACCCACCAGGCACCGAGGGCAUCAGUUUAAGAAGCAGGAUGAUGUUUGGCAUGGCCGAGACAAGGAACUUAUCAAUAAGGAGAAUAUUCCUUAUGGCUUCAGCAACUAUGAUGAGUGUAUUUUGAACGUCCAGGAAGCAGAAAGAUUCCCGGGUGAUACUUGUGAUUAUGUAGAGGAAAGAAGUAAACCCAAGCGUCAGAAAUCCAGUUCCAGGCUUACCGAGCUCAGAGAAAAUCACGAUGGGCUCCUGGACAUGGAAAGUCUUAGUUCUGUGCAGUCGCAUGAACGACCUGGACCUGAAGCUGUUGAACUGAGGUCCAAUGAAAGCAAAGCAAAUGGAAGAGGUGGUGGAGACACUCCGCAUUAUGAGAGCCCCACAAUGAAGAUUCAGGAGCAUCCCAGUAUAUCUGACACCAAACAACAGAGGAAUCAAGAUGCCGAUGAUCAGCAGGAGAGCUUUGUCCCCGAAAUGCCCCCAUUGGACCUGACAGCAUUGUGCCAUGAGAAGAACUGGGAAGAGCCCCUCCCUUCCUGGCAGCAAGAGAAUGUGGACUCUGACGAAGCUCGCCUCUCCCCACAGGCUGGGCGCCUGAUUCACCAGCUUCUGGAUGAGGACAGCGACCCCAUGCUGUCCCCCAGGUUCUAUGCCUAUGGGCAGAGCAGGCAGUACCUGGAUGACACAGAAGUACCUCCAUCUCCCCCCAAUUCCCAUUCUUUCAUGAGGCGGAGAAGCUCUUCCCUUGGGUCCUACGAUGAUGAGCAAGAGGACCUGACACCUGUGCAGCUCACCCGAAGGAUCCAGACCCUUAAAAAGAAGAUCCGCAAGUUUGAGGACAGGUUUGAAGAAGAGAGGAAGUACAGACCCUCCCACAGCGAUAAAGCAGCCAACCCGGAGGUUCUGAAGUGGACAAAUGACUUGGCCAAAUUCCGGAAACAGCUUAAAGAGUCAAAACUAAAGAUCUCUGAAGAGGACCUCACCCCCAGGACACGGCAACGAAGCAACACACUCCCCAAGAGCUUUGGUUCCCAGCUAGAAAAGGAAGAUGAGAAGAAGCAAGAACUGGUGGAUAAAGCCAUCAGGCCCAGCGUUGAAGCUACACUGGAAUGCAUACAGAGGAAGCUCCAAGAGAAGAGAGAGGAGUCUAGCCGUCCUGAGGACAUUAAGGAUAUGACCAAGGACCAGAUUGCUAAUGAGAAAGUGGCCCUGCAGAAAGCGCUUCUAUACUAUGAAAGCAUCCACGGGAGGCCGGUGACAAAGACAGAGCGUCAGAUCAUGAAGCCUCUGUAUGAUAGGUACCGACUGGUCAAACAGAUCCUGUCCCGGGCCAGCACUGUCCCCAUCCUUGGGUCCCCUUCCAGCAAACGGAGAAGCCCUUUGCUGCAGCCAAUUAUCGAGGGCGAAACUGCUUCCUUCUUCAAGGAGAUAAAGGAACAAGAGGCGGCGUCGGAAGAUGACAGCUCCACCAAGCCAGACUUCACUGUCACUCUGAAGACAGACUGCAGUGCACAUUGUUGCCUGGACCAACUUGAAGAUGAUGCUGAUGGAUUUAUUUCACCAAUGGAUGACAAAGUGCCAUCAAAAUGCAGCCAGGACUCAGGCCUUUCAAAUCUCCACUCUGCUUCAAUACCUGAACUCUUGGAAUACCUUCAGGAAAUGAGAGAAGAGAAGAAAAUGAUUCGAAAGAAACUUCAUGACUUUGAGGACAAUUUUUUCAGACAAAAUGGGAGAAAUGUCCAGAAGGAAGACCGUACUCCAAUGGCUGAGGAAUACAAUGAGUACAAGCACAUAAAGGCCAAGCUACGGCUGUUGGAGGUGCUUAUCAGCAAAAGAGACGCCGAUUCCAAGUCUAUGUGAAGGACUGGCAGUGUGCACGACCACUUUCCUAGGAAAGAUUAGCUCUGGAAGGCAGCCUUGGAGCUGUACCUGUGACGCAGGCAAUUCCCUGCCUCUGAGCCAUCAGAUUAGCUCCUGCUUCCAUCGCCUUCCUUUGAAACUGCCUGCAUGGAAGACGACAGUGUGACCUGACUUAGGAAUUUCAUAAUGGGAGAGUUGAGACUCCUACUUAUGUCAAUGCACACUGCAGUAAGAACUUCAGUGACAUGAGCAGUGAUAAGACACACCAUCAGACACACCCAUCUACAGAUAACUUGCUGUUCUUCCCUGACAACUAAGAAACACAAGGCCAUCCUAAAACUGUGACAAACACAAGCUCAGGACUUCCCUCGCAGAGCCUGCUUCUUGUGGAGGUCUGUGCGCUCCCUGGCCCCCAUCACAUGGUGACUGUGCUUUGGCGUACCAUUUGCUGCCUUGGCCGUUUCCCCGAGCUGUACUCAUUCACCCCCACCAAUUCAUUUCCCGUUUGCUCUCAGGUAGAUGGAAGAGCUGUAUCUGCCAGAGGUGGCAGGGCAGUCCUUUCACUGAUGCGCUCUCAGCCGACAGACUUUAAGUCCCUGCCUCAUACUUGUGUAUGCUGAGGACAGAGUGACAACCGAAGUAGCUAUGCAGAUGCGAUUUUAAAAUCAGGUGACAGCUGAAGAGCCUGAAACCUCUUCAACACACUGACUGCACUUUCCAGUCUCAGACAUUGUUGAACACAAAACAAGGCCAGUGUUCCUGUUUUGGGGCUCAAUUUUGUUAUUGCACUAGCCAAACAAAGGAGUCUUGUUUAAUUAUUAGACUAGGUCUAGACUAUCAUGGGAGAGGGGAGUCUGUAUCAGCCUCCUGAGCUUACCAGAGUUUAAUUUUUCUACGAAAGUAAAUCUGCACUAAAAUCCUUAAAUGGAUGGGUAAGAAGAUGUAGCCUUCAGAGCUCAGCUCAUUCUCAAAGCAGAUCUAGAUCCCAUUUUCCAAGAUGAUAUAUAAACAAAAUGGUGUGUAGCCAAUUUUGAUGCUCUUCCCCCCCCCCCCAAAGUCUAUGUCACAAAGCUGUCUAUAUUAGACAUUUUGGAGGGACCAUGGAACUUGACACCCAAUCCUUCAUCUCUUCUGUGUGCUUGCUGUCACUCUGUGCUGUGUUGUUUUCUUUUGAUCCACUGUGUCUGUCUGAAGAACAAAGCCUGGGUUUUGCAGGCACCUGCCCCAGGUGCGUGACAGCCUUGCCUGGGGCAACUGCAGCAGAGGCUAGGCAGGCGGCAGGGAGACGUAGUUCCGUCUGGAGAGUCGCCUUCCACAGGGUGCAGUGUUAAGGAGGAGAAGGGAAAAUUGUAACACCCGUGGCAAUGAUAACACCAGUUUGGGGUUCUCCAGUCAGAUGAUUUUCAGGACUGCCCUCCUCACUGCAGCUCAGUCAUGGGGGGGUGGGGGGGCUCUUUCAGUAAUGGACCUGGGGGUGGAGAAUUCCUUCAGUUUUGCUUUUAUAAAUAAUCACACAGAAGCAUGAGCUAUAUGUUGGAAACACUCUGUUUUUAUCCACACAUUUAAAGACGGUACAUAAUCCUACAAAUUUCAAUAUACAUGAAGAGGUAGUUCGAUGUUCUUUGCUCUGCUGUUGAUGUUUGCUGAUUUCAAAAAGCUGUAUUAGAAAUAAAAUUAUGUAAUGUAGGAUUGUUUUCUAUUUUUGAAGCCUGAACAUCAAUCAUUCACAUGACCAAAAAUUGUAUUUUUAAAAAGAAAUCCACAUCUAGUCUGUAAUUUUAACUACUUAUUCUCCUAAGUAAAAUGUGGAAUAACUCAAAUUAGUACCAGUUAACGUUUAAAGCACAUGGGCUCAGAAGUAAAGAGGUUUUUUCCUAAACUGCAUAUAAAUGAAACGCUACUAGGUGUUUUGAAAUCCAUUGUUUUCACCAAAGGUAAAUGAACUAAAAGACUUAUCAGGACUCCCACUCAGUUUUAUGUGAUCAAUAAAAUACCAAGUUAUUGGAAAAUAAA
Molecule: messenger RNA, 4281 nt
Organism: Onychomys torridus (southern grasshopper mouse)
Lineage: Eukaryota; Metazoa; Chordata; Mammalia; Rodentia; Cricetidae
Gene: Fam13a
Product: family with sequence similarity 13 member A
Exons: 18
Coding region: 187-2268 (693 amino acids)
Source: RefSeq, a predicted model, not a curated record